Molecule: messenger RNA, 3165 nt
Organism: Ixodes scapularis (black-legged tick)
Lineage: Eukaryota; Metazoa; Arthropoda; Arachnida; Ixodida; Ixodidae
Exons: 3
Coding region: 109-2379 (756 amino acids)
Source: RefSeq, a predicted model, not a curated record
CCAUGGCGACUCGGCCAAACCGGGAAGACGUUGAAGACCUUCGAAUUCAUCAACCACUCCAGUGACGCGCAUGCCAGGCGCAACUCUUCCAUCGCCUUCAUCAACGCAAUGGCCAGGAAAGGGCAGAAACUCCAGGCAUAUGCUGAACACCUGUUCCAGAGAUGUCCGGGGCUGUCGACCCUCAAACAGAUAGAGUCGAGCAUGCGCUACACAAAGAGCAUCGUGAGCGGCAAGAAGAUCGAUCACGACCUUCCCUGCACGGGAGGGGACGACAAGUUGUGCCACAUCUUUGACAACCUCACCGUGUGGAACGAAUUCCUCUGGAUCCUGGAUGCACAGCUUCAGGAGGUUAAGCCGGGAGUGCUGGGGGUGGUCUGUCUGCGUGGCUACUACUGGGCACCCGUCUACAGCAACCUCCCGAGGCGGCACGCCUGCAUGCUUCUGCACUGGCUGCUCAUGGUGCACCCCUGCGUCAAGGUCCUCGAGCUCCGCGAGACGUUUCUCGACAAGUACCCCGCGCUCUUUUGCGACGCGUUGCGCAUGAGCUCUGGGUUGAGGCGGCUGAAGCUCAGCAAGUACUAUGUCGAUCGCAAUGUCAUAAUGGACGUUGUGGAUGCUAUUGGGAGCAUGAAGCACCUCGAAGAACUGGAGUUCACUCGAACCUGGAUCUCCAAGGAUGCACUGACUCGUCUCUUUGCCCACCUGAGGCGGAUGCCAUCCUUCAAGUCGUUCUCCUACCACCGAGUGCAGAUACGGGCUCCCAAGUCCGAGCUGCUGUUGCGGAACCUAAGGAGCUGUGAAAACAUCACGGUGUUGCUCUUGGACACAUUCAGCCUCAUUCCGGGAGACAGCCAGGUCCUCGCAGAGCACCUUGUACAGGACUGCACCCUGAGAGAGCUGACCAUCAAUAGCGACCAUUCCUACAAGAUGGAGCCCAUUUUCAGAGCGCUGGGAGACAACCAGUCCCUCAGAAAGCUGCACAUACUCGAUUGUUCGCCGACAGUGCUCGAGACUCUGAGCCUCGUUGAAUCAAUGUGUAAGAACGCCACACUAGAGCACUUACUCAUGGAGGGAAGCUUUCGGUCCUCCUCACCCAUGGAACCUCUUGCAGAGCUGGUGGAAAAGAACAAAGGGCUCAAGGAGCUGGCACUUCCUUGCACAGUGCGAUGCAUUACUCCAUUUGCUGAUGCAAUCCGGAAGAAUGAAGUAAUGCAGAAGCUGUCGCUGGGUUCGUGCAAAAUGGCCGCAGAUGAGGUACAGGCAUUCCUGAAUGCGCUAGCUGCCAACAGUUCUCUUCAGCAUGUGGACAUGGGAUCAGUACGGGCCAACCUGGUUGCAGACUUCUCCAAGGCUUUGCAAGAAACAGAAACCGAAGAACGGGUGACCUUCGAAACCAACUUUGAGAAUGCCGAACAGUGCAGGGAAAUUUUGAACACUUGUAAGAAUCUGACAAAUGUUUCUUUUUCGAUGGCCGAGGAUAAUGACACCGCAGUUUUGCACAACAUUUUUAAUCUGCUGACUCGCUGUCAUCGGAUUGCCAAGCUCGUCGUACGUCUGCACAAGAUCGACGACGCUUCGGCAUCUGCACUGGCAAGGUUCUUGUCUUCGACAAAGACCCUCAAGAACCUCAGCCUUUGUUUCAACACGACAGAGUCUACUUUCUCCAUCAUCUUGGAUGGACUUUGCCGCAACAGGAGUGUCUCCAGCCUCUACCUUAAGCCCUGUCUUUUUGAAGAACCGGAGAUAGAGUUGUUCACGACGCUGUUCAAGGCCAGCAAGACAUUGAACCGCCUGACCCUCGACUCGUCUACCGCGGAGACGGAGCAUGACGAGGAACUGAACGACACGUCGCUAGACAUACUGGUGGGCCUUGCGAAGUGCAUCCCGCUCAGCCUCACGGUGCUUGAGGUGAAGAUAUUGGAGCACCGCGAUUUUGAGGAGGACAUGUUCGUGGUCAGAGACACCAUGCGACGCAAUCUGUCCCUCGUGCAGCGCGCUGCUCAGUUUGUGGCAGGAGUGCGGAACAAGCAAAGUGCACAUGCAUUCGAGCGGGUGCAUCGCAGCGAGGCGUUGGUCACGAAGGUCCAAGAGCAGGCCCAGGUGACCUAUGCAGAGGCCAGGGAGAAGGUUAGGGACAGCCUGACAGACCUGGACAUCAACUUCCUGGCCGUGGUGGGAGUCGUCAAGAGGGAAGUUGUCUGCGUGGGCGAGAGCCUCGGCCAGCUCACGCUGGACAAGAUUGGCGUCGACAUGUGGGUGCGUAUCCGCUCCUACUUAAAAGUGCCAGACGUGUUGGACGAGCCGGUGGCAGAGUGCUCCAAGGCUCCCGCAAAGCGUCGCUAUGUCCGCAAGAGGAAGCUGCAAGAACCUGCAACUUGAGAUCCCCACUUCAUGCGGGAGUUUCUCCCGAAGUCUGUGCCAAGGCAGCAUCACAUUGCAUCCCGUGUUUGUGUUUUAAAACUACCGCUACAUUGUUUUUUCUUUAAAUUAAUUUAUGGAAGCAAGGUUGCUUGCAUGCUACAGUGCUUUCAUUUGUUGCAGCAUUGUCUGUUUGUUUUGGGAUGGUAGACAACCUGUUCUACUGUUUCUUGCAUUUUUCCUUAACCAGGUUGUCAUUUCACAUUGAAAGAUCUCAUCAUAGCUCAUAUUUUAUUCUGGUAUGUUUUAUAGUUCCUAACUGAACGAAGGUCCCACUGACUGAUCUGUUAGAACUAAAUAGAGCGUGUUUAAGAGGACAGAAAGCCGUGUAUUUCUCACUGCAAAAAUACAAACAAAAUAACUAUGCAAUGCAGAAUUCAAUCUUUGCCCAAAUGUGGUUUUAGCAAUUGAGACAAGCUAAAGUUUCAACCCUUAGCAGUGAGGAAUAUGUGGUUUACUUUCCCUCCCAUCAGCCAGUAUGUGUGUCAAGUUUUGUUUUUGUUUCGUGCCUUUAAACAAGUGGCUUCUUUGCACAUAGUCCUGUUAAAAAAUUCUGAGCAAGGAGCUUCAAAUCUGUGAGAACUAUUGUGCCCAAUAACACAAUUUUUUUUUUUAUAUAAACAGCAAGGUUGUUAAAGCAGCUCCUCAACCAUUACGGGAGUAUUGGUUUUGUUUCCACUUUCAAGAUGUUGCUAUAAGUAAAAGUUUUGACAAAUAAAGAAUGAUGUUUCUAAUUAACUUCUCAUA